CCAAGAGAGGUAAAAGAAAGGAGUUUGGUGUCAGUGGAAAUGGUGUGGAGAGAAAACUUUUCCUUUUUCAGUUUGCUUUUGUUAAAGGAGACAUAAAUUUCUCUCUGAUUCUUUCUUCUUCUUCUUCUUGUUUACAUCACAAUUUCUCUCUCUACUUCUACCAAAUUGAGUUUCUUGAGAGAGAAAAUAGAAUAUGAAUGUGUGUGCAAGUUUCUUCCUCCGCUUGUAAUAAUUCUCUGCAUUGUCUUGUAAUAAUAAUAUUCUAAAAAGAAAAAAAAAAGUUGGGCUAAAUUAAUGACGAGGGUUAGUCCAGAAAUCGGAGACGAAGUUUGGACAGUGUCGUCCGAUGUUAGCUUUCGGUCGAAUCAGUUUCCUAAAUACAAAUUAGGACCUAAUAAUGAAAUCUUGGAGGAGAUCAAAGAAGAAAUAAAGGGCCCACCUUUGAAGGAAGUUGUUCUUAACGAAACAAACCAGCUCACCGAACAACAUAAACGUCUGUCCGUUCGGGACCUAGCCAGCAAAUUCGACAAGAAUUUGGCUGCUGCUGCAAAGCUGUCUGAAGAGGCCAAAAUUAAGGAGGUGGCAUCUUUAGAUGGACAUGUGCUUUUGAAGAAGCUGAGGGAUGCGUUGGAAUAUCUUAAAGGAAGAUUGGCUGGUCGAAAUAAAGAAGAUGUGGAGAGAGCUAUUUCAUUGGUGGAAGCGUUGGCGGUAAAAUUGACUCAAAAAGAAGGGGAGUUGAUUCAAGAAAAGUUUGAAGUGAAAAAGCUAGUGAAUUUUCUUAAGCAGGCUUCUGAAGAUGCCAAGAAAUUAGUGAAUCAAGAAAAAUCUUUUGCUUGUGCCGAAAUCGAGAGCGCAAGAGCAGUUGUGCAAAGGAUCGGAGAGGCGCUCGACGAACAAGAAAGAAACCAAAGCUCGGGGAAGCAGCAGGAAUUGGAGGAACUAGUAGAAGAGGUUCAAGAAGCCAGAAGAAUAAGAUUAAUGCAUCAACCUAGGAAGGUGGUAGACAUGGAACACGAACUUCGAGAACUGAGACUUCAAAUUAGAGAGAAGUGUACAAUUUCGGUUAAUCUUCAAAAUCAGCUGGCAAUGAGCAUGAAAGCCGAUGAAAAUACAUCCCGAGUUUAUGAGAUAAGCGGCUCCGAGUCAUUAAGUUCGAUUUUACGAAUUCAGCCCUGUUCAAAUGACGCAAUUGACCUCGCAAAAUGUUCGAUCCAAUGGUAUCGUCUUUCACCUCAAUGCAGCCGAAGGGAACCUAUUUUAGGUGCGCACAAGUGCGUUUAUGCUCCCGAGCCGAUUGAUGUGGGCCGAGUUCUUCAAGCCGAUAUAACUUCGAACGGGCUAAAAGUCACAAUUACAACUAACGGCCCAAUUCAACAAGCGUCGGAGCUGGCGAGCUAUUUGGAGACACUUUUACGAAAACCGAACAACGACUUCAGUGUAGUUAUUUCACAAAUGAAUGGACGAAAUUAUUCGUCGCAUUCGGCGCACUUAUUUCAUAUUGGGAAAACAAAGAUUAAGCUUAGUAGAGGAUGGAUCACAAAGGCCAGAGACUCUUACUCUAGGUCCAUGCAGCUAUGUGGAUUUAGAGGCGGUGGAAACUCUGCUGCUAAGUCGUUGUUUUGGCAGUCUCGUAAAGGACAAUCUUUCGUGCUCGUUUUCGAAUCCGAACGAGAAAGAAACGGGGCCCUCGUUCUCGCUAGAAAAUAUGCUUCUGAUUGCAAUGUGUUGCUUGCCGGUCCAGACGACGAUGUUUUGCUGUAAAGACUGAUCGGACGUUUUAAUUUUCGACUAAUUGCAGUAGCUAUUAUUAAUUUUUUUUUCGCCCGAAGGUUUUUCGAGUGUGUGUUUUUUUUCCUCCGGUUUGUGUGUGGAGAUGAUUUGAUAUUUGCAUUUGUUGUCCUAAAAUUGGUCUUGUAUUUGUAGUUGCAUCUGUUUUCUAGGCAUUGGUUUUUUUGGUUUUGCCUAAAUCAUUGGUUGUAACAACAUUUUUUUUAAUUGAUUCCACAAAAUUGAAUGGGUUUUAGAA
This is a messenger RNA of Erythranthe guttata (spotted monkey flower), 2026 nucleotides long. Its product is annotated as stomatal closure-related actin-binding protein 2. The record is from RefSeq and is a predicted model, not a curated record. Gene Ontology annotation, molecular function: actin binding. NCBI's taxonomy places the organism in Eukaryota, Viridiplantae, Streptophyta, Magnoliopsida, Lamiales, Phrymaceae. Gene Ontology annotation, biological process: actin filament organization; regulation of stomatal movement.